UGGGCUUAUGGCAGUAUAUCCCAGCAUUACUCUUACUCACCACCACUAGCGUCUAGCGAAGCUAAUCAGCACCGGCUUUGGGUUUGGUUUGGUUUUGGUUGGCAGCAGCAGUGGGUCGCCGUCGGCCAGGCUCGCUCCUCUGCCUGCUUUUAUACGCGCGGAGAGGCUCUCAUCUCCUCCUCCCCUGCAUCUGCCGAGAGAGAGGGAGAGAAAGAGAGCCCAGCCGGCGAGGGGAAGAAGAAGAAGAGAGUGAGCGAGAUGUCUGACUGGGGCCCGGUGGUGGUGGCGGUGGUGCUGUUCGUGCUGCUCUCUCCGGGGCUGCUGCUGCAGCUGCCGGCCAAGGGCGGCCGCUUCGUCGAGUUCGGCAACUUCCAGACCAGCGGCGCCUCCAUCUUCGUCCACGCCAUCAUCUUCUUCGCCCUCGCCGCCGUCUUCCUCAUCGCCAUCGGGGUACACAUCACCACCGACUAGGCAUGUGAACCACAGAAUCAGUCAGUACUUGUAUAUGUGCGCUGUGACCCUGUGUUACAACUAGCAAGCGUUUGUAUGUGCACGGGUUUGUACUCUUUAUCAGACUGAGCCACUGAAUGUGAACAAUUAUACGAGCCGUUCCAUUCCAAUCAGAUUGCUUACUUCAGUUC
Messenger RNA from Setaria italica (foxtail millet), 641 nucleotides. RefSeq lists its product as uncharacterized. Bases 259 to 471 code for a protein of 70 amino acids. NCBI's taxonomy places the organism in Eukaryota, Viridiplantae, Streptophyta, Magnoliopsida, Poales, Poaceae. The transcript has a single exon. The record is from RefSeq and is a predicted model, not a curated record.